AUGUAGAAGGUGCCACAGAACUUUGUGGAACAGAGAGAGGAACGACAGACGACCGCAGUGAGAAGACUGGGGAACUGAAUUACUCCUGGAGGAACGAAGAAAGAAAGAAAAGGGAAACUUUUCUGUAAACAUCGCUUUCACUUGUUGUUUCAGCCCCUUUAACUCUCAGAAGCACGAUCAUGAGCAACAGCAUCGGAUCGAUCACUGGCGCAGCAAUCCUCGGCCUCGUGUUCCUCCUCGGCGUCCCCGGGAAUGUCUUCAUCAUUUGGAGCAUCUUGGCCAGAGCGCGCAGUCGCUCCAUCACCACCCUCCUGAUCCUAAACCUUGCCUUCGCCGAUGGCUUCCUCAUGCUGCUGACACCCUUCUUCAUGGUGUAUUUGGCUCAGGGUAGCUGGAUUUUCGGCCGGGAUAUGUGCAAAAUCCUAUUCUACCUCUGCGCCGCCAACAUGUACGCUUCCAUAUUUAUGAUCAUGCUGAUGAGUCUCCACAGGCUGGUGGCGAUAGUGUGGCCAAAGCGUGUCGGCAUGCUGACGAAUCACAGGAUGGUCACACGGGUGCUGGCGGGUCUUUGGGUUCUUGCUCUAGGACUCUCUGCGCCUGCUUUGGUUUUCAGGACCACCGAGGUCAGCAAUAAGACUCUCCAGGUCAGCAAUGAGACUCCGAGUAUCCAGUGCUACUGCAAACACCAACAAUAUCUAUAUGUGGUGAUGCAUUAUGGUAUGGAAACAUUACUGGCCUUCUUGUUGCCAUACAGCAUGAUCAUAGGCAGUUACGUGUGCAUCCUGUGCAGAAUCCGCAAGACACGCUUUCGCAGAUGCAUUCGCAGCGAGAAACUCAUUCUGGUGAUCAUCAUCACCUUCGGACUCUUCUGGCUGCCGUACCACAUCAUAAACGUGGCACAGGUGGCUCAAGCUUUACAUGCAAAAAAUUUUACAGUUGAAAAUGUCUCAGAUCCGCGAGUGGUUACUUCUACCGUGGCCUUUGUCAGCAGCUGCAUAAACCCCGUCCUCUACACCUUCGCCGGUAAGUCGUUCAUCCGGCGCGAUGGCCUGGCCUUCAUGGCGCGGCUGUUCGAGGGAACGGUGCUGAAAACAACGCGGAGGGUCCAGUACAGCAACCAGAACAGCCGUGACCGAGAGAAGGAGACUGACGAGGGAGAGAGUCUCAAAGAUAAAGACACUGACUCCUCCACUACUGCUAACUCCAGCUCGGUUAUUAAAGUUGUGCCGCAGAAAAAUGGUAAGUGAGCAUCUGGCUGUGGCUUGUGAUGGGACACUCAAUCUGCAGUGGGAUGUGGAUUUUUAAAGGUACUGCACGGUGGGUGAAUCCGGAUCACUUGUGCUUUUCUUUUAACAGAUGGAGGUUAUUCCAAGUUUGUAUUAUAAAAUAAAGACUGUGUACCAACCCUCCCCAAAAAAAGAAAAAAAAAAAAAAAGAAAGAGGAGACCAAUGCCUAAGCCAAACCAUCACCAGACUGAGGACUGAGAUAAUCUAUGUU
Carassius auratus (goldfish) is the source of this 1498-nucleotide messenger RNA. RefSeq names its product leukotriene B4 receptor 1-like. The record is from RefSeq and is a predicted model, not a curated record. Gene Ontology annotation, cellular component: plasma membrane. Gene Ontology annotation, molecular function: complement receptor activity; leukotriene receptor activity. Gene Ontology annotation, biological process: complement receptor mediated signaling pathway; inflammatory response; positive regulation of cytosolic calcium ion concentration. The transcript is spliced from 5 exons. Lineage: Eukaryota; Metazoa; Chordata; Actinopteri; Cypriniformes; Cyprinidae. The coding region runs from base 180 to 1247 and encodes 355 amino acids.